This is a messenger RNA of Cladophialophora psammophila CBS 110553, 552 nucleotides long. RefSeq lists its product as uncharacterized. The record is from RefSeq and is a predicted model, not a curated record. The coding region runs from base 1 to 552 and encodes 183 amino acids. The transcript is spliced from 2 exons. Lineage: Eukaryota; Fungi; Ascomycota; Eurotiomycetes; Chaetothyriales; Herpotrichiellaceae.
AUGGUCGCAACGGCCGGCCAGGUCGGCUGCGACGAGAACAGAGUGUUCCCUGAAGACCUCAAUGACCAGAUCAUCCUGGCGAUGGAGAACCUGGCUCGGGCGCUUGAGGCCGCCGGCGCCUCAGUCAAGGAUGUGUACAAGUUGGUCUACCACAUUAUCGACUACGAUCCGGUCAAUCGUAUCCACGCCAAACACCUCGAGGCAUUUUUGAAGGGCGGGGGUGGGCCGCUCGGAUGCGAUCGGACUUCAAGCAUGGAGGCCAACAUCUUCGGUUUCUUGGAGUCAGUGUCGCUUGGGCUGGCAGAUUUGUUACACGCCAACUCAGUUGUACUCAGCUCUCCUGUAUUCCGGAUCGCUCAAUCUCCAGAAGGUGUCUUCGUCUCCGCAGCUCGCGGCGAUUUCUUGUGCAAACGUGUUAUUUUCUCGGUCCAAACGAUUUUGUACAGGAGCAUCACGUUCGAUCCUCCACUACCUCCAGCAAAGCUCGAGCUUGCAAAACACAGUGUACAGUCAUUUUCCUUCAAGCACAUCAUCCUCUAUUCAGAACCGUGA